UUUGAAACUGUUCUUGAUUCGUGUCUCGUUCAAAUUUUAGCGCCACAUAUUCCUAGUUACUGGGUUGGAUGUGAUUGUUAAGUUUGCGGCCUAUUUGUUGUCUUUUUUCUGUUCCAGGUUUUCACAUUACCACUCACAAUGUAGUUUCAGAGUAGAUCCGAAUGUACGGAAAACUGAACUUCAUGUGUUACAUAUAUGAUGUUUCUAUUGUCAAUCUUCUGCUUCAACCUUAUUUUUACAUUUUUGUUUCAAGUCUUAUUGCUUUGUGAAUACACUGGUAGUGUUUUUAUUAGCGAUACAACAGCGCUUAUUAAUUAUUGUAUCAGUGUACGUUAACGUACAUCCUGAUAUAAUACAUUACCUGCAUGUAGUGAUGUCACACAAUUGAAUAAUCAUUCGAAUGAGAACUCCAGUAAAAAAUUCCCAUACUGAAACACUCAAUAGCCUUAACUGAGGAUACUUUUGUCGUACCGUAGGAGAGUCGGAACUUCGUGGUAUGGAUUCACAGUCUCCCAGUAUCAAAAGCAAACAAAUGUAAUAUCACUAUUUCUAGGUUAUCUAAUAUAUGAUAUGCCAACCACUGUUGUCUUGCUACUUAUGGGAGAUCCCUCGUGUGUGUGUAAAAACUAUGAGGAUUACCAAAAGAAAUGCAAAUAUCAAAAACUAUUUACACAAUAAGUUUGUUGUGCCUGUCUCCACAGCGUCAGAUUCAGAUUUGCGUAGAAAAGACAAAAGGCUUACAGCCUAUGUUAUUCCUUUUCUAGUAUGCUUCACUUAAAUUAUAAUGGCUACAAUGGCAGGAUUAAAAAGUCACGAUUCUAUUCUCUCAAAGUUGGACACUUUUAAGCGUAAGAGAAAAGCUCGCCUGGAAGUUGAAGAACUCAAUAAAGAAAGUCGUCAAGCUAUCGAAGUGGCAGUUAGUGCUUUAACAACUGACGAUCCCAAACAAUAUCAAUUAGAAGAAGGACAAGAGCGUUCUUUUAUUGAGAAGUCAUCGCAAAAUUCUGAAAGUGUUAAGAAUUUAGUGGACAAAUUAUUGACAUGGAUUAAUAACGAACUAUCAGAACAUCGAAUUCUCGUGAGAGAUAUUCAAGAAGAUUUAUAUGACGGUCAACUUCUGCAAAAGUUAGUUGAAAAACUAGCGAAAAUAAAGCUAGAUCAUCCUGAGUUAACGCAGUCUGAAAUUGGACAGCUUCAACGCUUGCGUGGUGUUUUACAAACUGUCAACGAAAUACUUCAUGUAUCAGAAAGUUGGGCCAGUCAACGAUGGACUGCCGAACGUAUUCAUGAGAAAGACUUGGUUGCUAUUCUGCGCCUACUAGUUGUUAUUGCUCGUCAGUUUAAACCAGAAAUGCGUUUUCAACCAGGUGUUUUUCUUACCGUCAUAAUCGCUCGCAAAUUAAAUGGUAAAUUGGAGUAUCGUUACGAAAGGGAAUACAUCACUGAAUUCACAGAAACAUUACCUGCCGGCAGUCCUCUCGAUGCCAUAUCAGAACAUCAUAUGGUUUUGCAAGCAGUUCUUACUUUUAUCAAUGCACAUUUGGAACAAGUUGGCCUUCAUGUUAAUGAUCUCUCCAAAGAUUUUAGAGAUGGCGUCUUACUUAUUCUAUUAAUGGGUCUUAUUGAUGGCUAUUUUGUACCAUUUCAUGCAUAUCAUCCAACACCAACAACAGAAGAAUUGUGUACAUCAAAUGUUAAACUAGCCUUUGAACUUAUUCAAGCAGCUGGUAUGGUUGAACCUCCAGCAAAACCUGAAGAAAUUGUUGCAGGUGAUAGUAGUGCCGUAUUACGUGUGUUGUAUGGCAUCUACUCAUAUUGUGCACAUAUGGAGGAUGAACAACGUCGAUAUGAAAUAAAUAAUAUUCGAGAACAAGGUGAGAUGGAUGAAUAUUACGGUAAUAACCAGUAAUCUACUGUACAACAUGGUAUAAUUAAUUUAUCGUAAAGUAUAUGUAACUGUGAUAUCUUUUUUUGCUGUUUUCUGUGAUGUUAACAUUUUAAAAAUUACUAUGGGAUAAAAUGCGUUACCAUUGAAGUGACUUACUUUUAAUAAAUACCAGGUUAUCAUUUAAUGUUCUUUAGUUACUUUCUUUUUAGAAACGAUAAAUAAUACAAUGAAUUUGUAUGUAAGUAUUCCAUUAUAUGAUUUCUCUCUAUUUCCCCUGCGAAUAUAUACUUUUCAGCCUGAUAUUUUUUACAUCAUCAAAACGUUCUAAUGUCAGUUUUGUAGUUCUCUAUAUUGUAUUUUUUUUUGCGGUUAUCUUUCUUUCUUUUUUUUUUUUUACUUUUCUAAAUAUUCAUGUUAGUGUGAAUUUCUAAAUACGAUAAUAAAAGCAAUAACUUUG
Schistosoma spindalis is the source of this 2345-nucleotide messenger RNA. The record is from the annotation of a GenBank genome assembly. NCBI's taxonomy places the organism in Eukaryota, Metazoa, Platyhelminthes, Trematoda, Strigeidida, Schistosomatidae.